AUAAUAAUUUUGUAAUUUUUCAACUCUUUAAUCACUGUCUUUUUAAACGUAAAAAAAGAGAACAUUGACUAAAGAAUUAUAAAACGCCGAUUAACAUUUAAAAAAAAAAUGAUUUAAUUUUGUUUCAGUUUUUUCUAUAAAUAUUUUCCUUUCUUAUGUAUUAAGAAAAAGCUAUGCUCUGUUGUGGGAUUUGCUUGCAUAGAUUGUAUCUUUCUCCAAUUUUCUUUUCAUCGCUUCACCUUCAACUCUAACUUUCUCUGUCGAUCAACUAGGGUUUGUUUUAACCCAUUAGGUUGAUCUUGAUCUCGCAGGCGCAACUGCCACUGUAAUUGAGGACGAGUAACGUGUUUGAUUGGUUUCUGAGAAACUGAGAUAUUCUGCGUGCUUGUCGUUCAUACCCUUGCUGGGGCUUGGAAGUUUGAAGUUAACAAAAAGGGAUUAACAAAAGAUGCUGUUGAGAAAAACUAGGGAUGAGGAAUGGCUUUCUUGUUCAAUAUGCUCUUUGAGAGAAGCAAGAUUGAGUGUUUAUGUAUUACACAGCUUGUUGUUGCCUAUAUGAAUUUGGUUUGAAUGAGACAUAUGAGGUGUGAUGUCAUGAUGUUGUUUAUACACACUGAGGUUUGUGGUCUUAGUUAGGAAUUUAUACACACUUAUAACACAACAACCAAGCAAGAUAUACUACCAAUACAGUUGUAUCUUUUAGAGUUUAUAUAGUUGAGGAAUGGAUGACGACAGAGAUUUCGAGUUGUUACUUCACAGUUGGAAUACCAAGAAUCCAACUGAUAUGCUUUUCAUUAUAUCUUGUUUUGUGGCUGCCCUUGUUGGAAUUUUGACCAUAGCCUACACGGCCUUUCAAUGGAGGAGAAACAUCAAUCUAAGUUGGAUGAAAGCCAUAGCUAGAUCUAAGAAAAAUCCAAAGGCGAGGCACAAAGUACCAGUGGCCCCGCAUACUUGGAUUUUAGAAUCUGUAUCCCGAGCAAAGAAUUUAAACUGCUGUGUAUGCUUUAAGUCCAUGUCACCCUCUCAAACUCUUGGGCCUAUAGUUGCUUCAGAAGGUUUCAUCCACCGUUGUUGUAUUUGUGGUGCAGUAGCUCAUCUAAUUUGUUCUUCUAGUGCCCACAAGGACUGUAAGUGUGUUUCUAUGAUUGGAUAUGAGCAUGUCAUGCACCAAUGGGCUGUACGUUGGACAGAUGUAGCUGACCAACCUGAUGAAAUUACUCUCUGUAGUUACUGUGAAGAGCCAUGUAGUGGGACAUUCCUCAGUGGUUCCCCUAUAUGGUCUUGCUUGUGGUGCCAGCGUUUAGUACAUGUUGAUUGUCAUAGUGCAAUGUCUAAUGAAACAGGUGAUAUUUGCGAUUUGGGCCCAUUUAAAAGAUUGAUACUAUCACCGCUGUAUGUGAAGGAAUUUAACAGGAACAUGCCAGGUGGAUUUUUGAGCUCAAUUACUCAUGGGGCAAAUGAGAUAGCAUCUUCGGUUCGAGCAAGUAUUAGGAACCAGAGCAAAAAGUACAAGCAUGGGAGUGAACUAUCUGCUGAAUCUGGGAAUAGUGAGAGUAUUGGUGAAAUGUCCAUAGAAAGCACUGGUGAUUCCCAUCAAAUAGUUAACGGCCAUCAUGAAGUGGAUGAAAAAAAUAGCUUGAGCCAGGAGGUUCGGCAUCAAGAUAGUGAAGUAGAUAAUAAGAUGGAUAGUAAACCCAGUCUUAGACGCAAUUCAUCAAUCAAUCAGAAGGAUGAGUCCCACAUGUUAGGAGUGAAGCAGAAAUAUGAGUUGAUUGAUUUGCCUCCAGAUGCUAGACCAUUGUUAGUUUUUUUAAACAAGAAGAGUGGUGCCCAGCGUGGAGAGUCACUUAGAACGCGUCUGAAUAUUCUUUUAAAUCCUGUUCAGGUGUUUGAAUUGAGCUCAACACAGGGGCCAGAGAUGGGACUUUAUUUGUUUAGAAAGGUGCCUCAUUUCAGAGUUCUUGUAUGUGGGGGAGAUGGUACUGUUGGUUGGGUUCUGAAUGCAAUAGACAAGCAAAAUUUUGUUUCCCCUCCCCCAGUUGCUAUUCUUCCUGCUGGUACGGGAAAUGAUCUUGCUAGAGUUCUCUCUUGGGGAGGUGGCUUGGGUCCAGUGGAGAGGCAAGGUGGUCUUAGCACAUUUCUGCAUCACAUAGAACAUGCUGCUGUUACUGUUCUUGACCGGUGGAAGGUAACAAUUAGUAAUCCACAAGGACAGCAACAGCUCCAACCGCCGAAGUUUAUGAAUAAUUAUCUUGGAAUUGGUUGUGAUGCAAAGGUUGCUUUGGACAUUCAUAAUCUGCGGGAAGAAAAUCCGGAAAAGUUUUAUAACCAGUUUAUGAAUAAAGUUCUAUAUGCAAGAGAAGGCGCUAAAAGUAUUAUGGACAGGACAUUUGCUGAUUUACCUUGGCAGAUUCGAGUUGAGGUGGAUGGAGUUGAAAUUGAGGUCCCUGAGGAUGCGGAAGGUGUGCUUGUUGCAAAUAUUGGAAGCUACAUGGGGGGUGUAGAUUUGUGGCAAAAUGAGGAUGAAAAUUAUGAUAAUUUUGAUCCACAAUCUAUGCAUGAUAAGGUACUUGAAGUUGUGAGCAUAUCUGGAACAUGGCACCUUGGGAAGCUUCAGGUUGGGCUUUCUCGAGCUCGAAGACUUGCACAAGGACAGUCAAUUAAGAUACAAUUGUUUGCUAUGUUUCCUGUUCAGAUUGAUGGAGAGCCUUGGUUUCAGCAACCCUGCACUAUUUCCAUAACCCACCAUGGCCAGGCUUUCAUGUUGAAAAGGGCGGCUGAGGAACCUCUUGGACAUGCAGCUGCAAUAAUCACUGAUGUGCUUGAGAAUGCUGAAACAAAUAAUGUAAUAAAUGCUUCCCAGAAGCGAGCUCUUCUACAUGAAAUGGCGCUGAGGAUGUCCUAGAAAUUUUCUCCUUUCCACCCUGUGAUUAGAGAUUUUGUAGUAGUUGUUUUGAGAUUUUUUUUCCACUGUGUGUAUUACUUUUCCAUUUUAAAGCUUGUCUAAAACUUCCUGCUGCUUCUGAAGCAGGCAUGUAUAUUAUGGAAACUUAUACAUAAAAAGAAAGAAUGAAAGCAAAUAGCUUGUGAGUUGAUUUUGUCAAAUUCCUUUCGUGUUUGAAGUUUGAACACACAGCAGUUAUAUGUAUUAUGCCCCAUGCGGCAAUUGCUUACGUUUGGCAUGGCCAUUAUUUUAUGGACUACCAUGUGAGGAAAAAAUUAUUAUUUUCCGGAU
Molecule: messenger RNA, 3235 nt
Organism: Abrus precatorius (Indian licorice)
Lineage: Eukaryota; Viridiplantae; Streptophyta; Magnoliopsida; Fabales; Fabaceae
Product: diacylglycerol kinase 1
Exons: 9
Coding region: 722-2905 (727 amino acids)
Molecular function (GO): ATP-dependent diacylglycerol kinase activity
Source: RefSeq, a predicted model, not a curated record